GGCUGCGCGGGGGGACGCGGCGGGGAGGGACGGACCAGGAAUUAUUUUUAUUUCUUUGUUUCCCGGGGUAAAAAAAAAAAAAAAAAUUAAAAAAAAAAAAAAAGCCCCGCGCGAGGGAACCCUCCGCGGGGGGCGGAUGGUGCUGUCGUGACUGGGGCGGGCCGGGGCAGCGCGGGGCCGGCCGGGCCGGGCUGGGCUGGGCCGGGCCGGAGGCGGCCGGGAGGAUGAAGCGGCGGAGCGCGGACUGCAGCAAGCUGCGGCGGCCGCUCAAGCGGAACCGCAUCACCGAGGGCAUCUACGGCAGUACUUUUCUGUACCUGAAGUUCCUGGUAGUGUGGGCCCUAGUACUGUUGGCAGAUUUUGUCCUCGAGUUCAGAUUUGAGUAUCUGUGGCCAUUCUGGCUCUUCAUCAGGAGUGUUUACGAUUCCUUCCGAUACCAGGGUUUGGCCUUUUCAGUAUUUUUUGUUUGUGUAGCAUUCACAUCAAAUAUAAUAUGUCUGCUCUUCAUACCAAUACAAUGGCUGUUUUUUGCUGCCAGCACGUAUGUUUGGGUACAGUAUGUCUGGCACACAGAGAGGGGUGUGUGCCUACCAACAGUAUCACUGUGGAUACUUUUUGUUUAUAUUGAAGCAGCCAUUAGAUUUAAAGAUUUAAAAAACUUCCAUGUAGACCUUUGUCGUCCAUUUGCAGCACACUGUAUUGGCUACCCUGUUGUGACUUUGGGCUUUGGCUUUAAAAGUUACGUCAGCUACAAAAUGCGUUUAAGAAAACAAAAAGAAGUGCAGAAAGAGAAUGAGUUCUACAUGCAACUUCUCCAACAAGCUCUGCCCCCAGAACAGCAGAUGCUACAAAGGCAAGAGCGGGAGGCAGAGGAAGCAGCCAAAGGAUUAUCUGAUAUGGAUUCCUCAAUACUUUUGCAGCACAAUGGAGGCAUUCCAGCCAAUAAAAAAAUAUCUGCAACGUUGCCAGAGCUAGAAUAUAGAGAAAAAGGGAAAGAAAAGGACAAGGAUGCUAAGAAACACAACCUUGGAAUAAAUAACAAUAUUUUGCAACCUGUAGACUCUAAAAUACAAGAAAUUGAAUAUAUGGAAAACCAUAUCAAUAGUAAAAGAUUAAAUAAUGAUCUUGUAGGAAGUACAGAAAACCUCUUAAAAGAGGACUCAUGCACUGCCUCGUCCAAAAAUUACAAAAAUGUCAGCGGAGUUGUGAACUCCUCACCUCGCAGUCACAGUGCAACUAACGGGAGCAUCCCUUCCUCAUCUACUAAAAAUGAGAAAAAACAGAAAUGUGCUAGCAAGAGCCCAAGCACACAUAAGGACUUAAUGGAAAAUUGUAUUCCUAAUAACCAGCUAAGCAAACCAGAUGCACUGGUAAGGUUGGAACAAGAUAUUAAAAAGUUAAAGGCUGACCUGCAAGCGAGCAGGCAGAUCGAGCAGGAGCUACGUAGUCAGAUCAGUUCUCUGACUAACACAGAGCGGGGAAUUCGGUCUGAAAUCGGACAGCUCCGGCAAGAAAAUGAACUGCUUCAGAACAAAUUACACAAUGCUGUACAAAUGAAACAAAAAGAUAAACAAAUGAUCAGCCAGUUGGAGAAGAAACUAAAGGCAGAGCAGGAAGCGCGAGCCUUUGUAGAAAAACAAUUAAUGGAAGAAAAGAAAAGAAAGAAGUUGGAAGAGGCAACUGCUGCACGUGCUGUUGCUUUUGCUGCUGCUACAAGAGGAGAAUGUACUGAAACUUUACGAAAUCGAAUCAGAGAGCUGGAGACAGAGUGCAAGAAGCUAACAAUUGACAUAAAGCUGAAAGAAGAUCAGAUACGAGAACUAGAAAUGAAAGUUCAGGAACUGCGGAAGUACAAGGAAAAUGAGAAGGAUACGGAGGUGUUAAUGUCAGCACUUUCAGCCAUGCAGGAUAAAACACAGCACUUAGAGAACAGCCUGAGUGCAGAGACAAGAAUCAAGCUGGAUCUGUUCUCUGCGUUAGGAGAUGCAAAACGGCAGCUUGAGAUUGCCCAAGGGCAAAUCAUUCAAAAAGAUCAGGAAAUCAAGGACCUAAAACAGAAGAUUGCAGAAGUUAUGGCAGUAAUGCCCAGCAUAACAUACACUGCAGCCACCAGCACUCUGAGUCCUGUUUCCCCACAUUACUCUUCCAAAUUUGUGGAGACCAGCCCUUCUGGACUUGAUCCCAAUGCCUCUGUUUAUCAGCCCUUGAAGAAAUGAAUGCCAAUUUUCUUUUUGCCCAGUAAUUUUGUCAUGCUGAAGGCAUCACACAGGAGUGUCUCUUGCAGUCAAGAUGAAAUUGUAUUGUGUGAGACUGUAUUCGUUGUCAUUUAAAACAGGAUAAAAGAACAUCUGGAUUGACUAGAACUGCCCAUCAGUUUUUCUUGUAAAUUUUUAGAAAACCUCACAGAACUUUGCAAUUUAUUUUCCUUGGCCAAUGCAUUAAAAACAAUUCUUGGUUUUCAAGUAGCCAAUUUUGCCUUUUUAUGUACUCUUGCAUGGUUUCCUCUUGAAAAAUACAGGGCUUUGCUUGAUUUUGAACCCUUUCUUUUUUUUUUUUUUUUUUUAAAUAAUCAAGUUGAAUUUGCAGAUUCAUUCAGAAAUAGUGAGGAAAAACAGUUUUUACAGUGAAAGGGUUAAAUAAUCUAACAAAGCUUUGAUUGAUAGAUGUAUUAAAUAAAAAUAUGUGAUGUUGCAGAAGAUAAUUUGAUUACCCCUCAAAGGACCAAACAAAUUUCAGGGGCGUUGUUUAAGGGAAAGAAUAAGAGAAUAGAUGAUGAUGUGACGGUGGUUGUUGUGUGAAAUAUUUAUAUUCCCAUUGAUGUUUUUAGUCAUUGAGAAUUGCUAACAGUCUUGUUCACAGUGCCUUGGGAAAAGACAUUUCAAGAGGAAACUUGAUAGUUUAAACUAUUUUUUCCCCCUUCACUGUCAUCUAGCUGAUAUAUCAAGCUCAUUACAGAGUCUACUGCAAAUUGUACAUGGUAAUUUGGAUGUUCAUUAUAAACCAAGGUUACAUCUUCUGUUUAUUUUGAUAUAAACUCAGCAGUGUUCUGUAACUUGCCUUGAUUAUACUGCAUCGUGGAAGGCACAAUAUUAAUACAGGAAGCGUUAUUGUGAAGGCGGAACUGUGCAAUGUACUGUAUACAAGAGACUGUAAAGCUGGCUAAUAAAAGCUGCAGUUCUGGGGUUUUUUAUUUUAUUCAACUGUGAUUUACACUUUAUAUCACCUUGUGUUUGACAAUUUAAACGGAGCUGAAUAUUUUUCAGCUGUUGUGCCAAGGACUUUUUAAGGAGUUUUAAAGGAAACUCAUAAAUUGCACAAAGGUUUAAGUUAAAAUGUAUGUUAUACAUUGAUAGAAAAGUGUUUGCACUGACAACUUCUGAAGUGUUUCAGAUUUUUUGAGGGUGGGGAUUGGAGGGGUGGGAAGCAAAAUUGUAUUGGAAACUAGCAGAAUUACAAACCCAACAUUGAGAUUUUGCAAACAUGCAGUGGACUCUGGAAGAACAAAGUUCUUCCUAAAAGAAAAUAAUUUUUUUUUUUAAAGUUUUCAUGUUAAUUGGCAUGUAUGCCUCAUUAAAAACAGAAAUGAAGUAGGACAUGCAAGUCAAUAGAAGUAUUAAAGUUUCAUCAUUUUAAUCACAGAUAUUCUUUUGGGAUAAAACUUCUAGCUUUAGCCAGGUGUGCAUGUUGCUGUCAUUUGCAUUUUUGAAUCAUCUUGUGUAAUUGUCACCAUAAAAGUGUUACUCAGAAAUGUCAUAGGUUUUCCAUCUUUGUGCAAAACAUGAAAUAUUGUCACUGACUUUUUGUGUUGAGGUUCCCCCAUUUUGCUGCCUACUUUGGCACAAUUUUCAUUCAAUACUUGGUCUUGGCUGCAUUCUUUUUUUUCUGUGGGGUUUACAAAGAAUAAACAUUUUCUUGCAGAUAAAAAAAA
This is a messenger RNA of Tyto alba (common barn owl), 3928 nucleotides long. RefSeq names its product macoilin 1 (gene MACO1). The transcript is spliced from 11 exons. The record is from RefSeq and is a predicted model, not a curated record. Gene Ontology annotation, cellular component: rough endoplasmic reticulum membrane. Bases 225 to 2216 code for a protein of 663 amino acids. Gene Ontology annotation, biological process: neuronal signal transduction. NCBI's taxonomy places the organism in Eukaryota, Metazoa, Chordata, Aves, Strigiformes, Tytonidae.